Messenger RNA from Oryza brachyantha (malo sina), 1224 nucleotides. Its product is annotated as dirigent protein 25. Lineage: Eukaryota; Viridiplantae; Streptophyta; Magnoliopsida; Poales; Poaceae. The coding region runs from base 1 to 969 and encodes 322 amino acids. The record is from RefSeq and is a predicted model, not a curated record. The transcript has a single exon.
AUGGCUGGCAGUGGCAGCUGCCCGGCCGUCAAGGCGGCACUGCGGUUAGUGGUGAUCGCGCUCGCGGCGGCGAAUUGCGCACUCGCCGGCCGCGUCCUCGACGAGCAGCCUGCGGCAGCAGCGCCGGUGCCGGUGGAGGCUCCUCUGCCAGCCGACCCGUUGCCCGCGCCGACCGACCCGCCCGCUGACCCGGUGGUAUCGACCGUGGCCGUGCCAGCCGGCGGCGCUGCUGCGGCGGGCAAUGCGGGCGCGGGAGCUGGCGGUGCUGCCGCUGCCGGCGCGGGCGACCACCCGCUGACGUUCUUCAUGCACGACAUCCUCGGCGGGUCGCAGCCGUCGGCGCGCAUCGUGACCGGCGUGGUGGCGAGCGCCGCGGCGAACGGGCAGCUCCCGUUCGCGCGGCCGAACGAGAACAUCUUCCCCAUCCAGGGCGCGGUGCCGCUGCCGCAGGGCGCGAGCAACCUCAUCGACGGCAACAACGUCCCCUACGUCGCCGGCCUCGGCGGCACGUCCGCCACCAUCGUCCAGAGCAACGGCAACACCGUCAACGGCGGCAGCAAGAACACCCCAUUCAUCAACGCCGGCGACCUGCCGUCCGGCGUCACGCUCCAGAACCUCCUCUUCGGCACCACCACCGUCAUCGACGACGAGCUCACCGAGGGCCACGAGCUCGGCGCCGCCGUCGUCGGCAGGGCGCAGGGGUUUUACGUCGCCAGCUCGCAGGACGGCACCAGCAAGACGCUCGCGCUCACGGCCAUGUUCGACGGCGGGGAGGAGCACGGCGACACGCUCAGCUUCUUCGGUGUCCACCGGAUGGCGGCGCCCGAGUCCCACGUCGCCAUCAUCGGCGGCACGGGCAAAUACGAGAACGCCAAGGGGUUCGCGGCCAUCGAGACGCUGCACUCCGGUGACGAGCACACAACCGACGGCGUCGAGACUCUCCUCCAGUUCAGCAUUCACCUCAUCUGAGCUCCUCCUUCCAUAUAGUUCAUCUUAAGAUUUUGGCCUUGCAGCUUAUGCUGCUCCUCAGCUUCAUGAAAUGUUUGUAAUUUCAAGUACUACGUGACAUUGUAUUCUACAUGUACUGUACCUUGUAUACAAUGCACUAGUUGCUUUGAUGAGUUUGAUCACAUGAUUAUAUAGUAGUAUUAUUGAGGCAACUGAAGUAUCUUUCUGAUGUCCUCUAGUAGAGGAAAUCCCCAGAACAGAUAAUAACAAAGUAAA